AUGGCCACGAACACUUCGACGAGCCCUAAGACGUCUUCAACCCGCCGCGACCUGGCGCGUGCCCUGUUGGACCCUCAAUCAGGAGGCGUCGCUGCCUUGCGUGCCAUUUUUGAGAUGGCCACGAACACUUCGACGAGCCCUAAGACGUCUUCAACCCGCCGCGACCUGGCGCGUGCCCUGUUGGACCCUCAAUCAGGAGGCGUCGCUGCCUAUGUGCAGGAGUGCGUGCACUCCACGAGGGUUGGUGUGGACGCCACCUUUGUCUUCCUGUUGCAAGUGAUUGAGGAGCUCGACGACGCCAUUAACGAGUUUUUGCCAUCCCCACCCAAUCACCAGCCGCUUGUUCACGACGAUGAAGUGGAACUGGGGACGCUGUUAUCCGCCGCGUCGCUGUCUAUUCGCUAUGUGACAGAACGGCAAGCGAUGAUUCCAUUGUUGCAGAGAUACCGUGAUGCGUUUAGCAAAGUGUUGCGGUGUCCUGUCUGGACGCACAAGUGUUUCUACGGCCUCAAAGCGGUGGCAUUGAUGGGAUCUACGCGAGUUCUCGAGUCUUUCAGUGACCACGUGCCAAUUACUGACGUGUUGAAGCAGUUAAGAUGGUUGUUCCCUCUUUUCAAGGACGACAAUGUCGGCGCAGAGGAGACAGCGCAGAAAAUGAAUGCGCUGUUGCGUCCUUCGUGCGAGUUUGCAGCUGUGGCAUUGCAAACACACGUGGGGGCUCGAGAAUCCAUUUUUACGGACGUGUUGCUGCAACUUUUGCAACUUCUGAUACAAGAAGGCAACAACCAGGAUACAGCUGUCGCGGACGCAGUUAAACUGGAGCUGGCAACGACUGUCGCCGUGCUUCUGGCGGCCAAAUUUCCGUACACUCCACUCAAUACGUUCGCGUUGCUAACGCUCCCUGCAUUUGUCGAGGAGAUGGAAGCGGACGAGUCGAAAUUAUCAGCUGCCAAUGCGAUGUUCGAACCGACAGCUGAGCCCAAGUCGGAGAUCGUGGACGAUGCAGAGGAGAAAGCUUCGUCCGUGUCGGUGGUCAAGAAACUGGAGGAGGAAUGCUGUAAAGUUCUCUGCUCGUGGCUGGAAGUGGACACUCGACGCGUGGUAGCCGCACAGGCUUUGGCUGUACUGUAUCGGGUAAUUGCAAGUGGCUCCGCGGUCGACAAGGUGGCAAACAGCGCAACGUCACUUACUACGCCUCUUGACGAGAUGACCCACACACUGAACAAUGUCGAGCUGACUGCACUUCCCGACUUUGACUUUAUCAACGCGCUACUCGAGUCGAUCCGGGACGUUUGUUUGUUCCAGCACAAACUUGCAACUCCGACGCUUGAAGGAGCUUUCCAGGCUAUGAGAACAGUGAUGCCUCGACUUGAGACCGCGCUGAAGUCAUUCAAGAAGCAGUCAGCUGAGCGACGUAGCGCAAAGGCAGCAUGCUCUGCGAUACGACACACACUCGUGGAGACUUUCCUCUCUUGGCUGCACCAUCCAGACGCUGCCAACUUGCUUACGUGCCAAGUGGACUUCUUGCAUAACAUCGCUGGCACUCUUGCAGACCCACGAGUGUACGGUGAUGUAUUGGCUGUUCUACGCUUGUCUUCCGUUCCGGAAGCCAACACCGAGUACGCUUCGUGUCGUCAGCUUGCCGUUGUGACGCUGUGCCAGGCGAUCAGUCAACUGGAUCGGUACUCCAAGUCCACAGCGAACCGUAUCGUGUCGGGUCUCACGCGUAUCGCUGCAGCAUGUCGCGAGGACAUUCAUCCACUGGCCAAUGAACUGGUGUUGCCUUUACUGCCUUCGAUGCUGGACGGAUCUCAGUGGGGCAAGUUCUUACGUCUUCGCACCGAAGCUGUGGCUACGGUACUGGUCGGAUGCGCCGAAAGCGACGACUUCCAGAUGGAGAAUCACCCGUGGAUCAGCGAUUUCAUGGGCUUUUUGCUCGAUCCGGUCGUGUCUUCGGAGAACGUGCACUCGUUCAUGAUCCUUUGCGGAUUAAUCCGAGCAGAGCGUAAGCUGCUGCUCCACGUGGUGGCGUUCUGUAUGGCCAACCCGCACACAGUCACUCAUACGCUACACGAGCCGCUUGCUCGCUGGCCUCUUUACGAAGAAGACGUGGAUCUUGUGGUUGUCACUCUGGAGCUACUGGACGCUUUACUGAGUGUGGACACUCUUCGCCAGUCCGUGGACGUGGAUGUGAUCUAUGCCACCAUUCUACAGCUCUCGGACAACGCGGCAAGCGAAGGUCUGGACGUCAUUUCUUCAGUCUGUAAGCCAGUUCUCGCAUCACUGGGAGCCAAGCACUAGACUUUCCGACUCGCAGGAGACCAACAUUCCGCUAGUAUCCCAGGAACAUACGUGCCAGUACAACUCGCCGAUCGAAGGCGGGUCCGAGCACUGGUAAAUUAACCCCGCAGACGAGUAGAUCUGCACGUGAGGGCGUAAGCACUGCGUCAUAGAAAGCCUCGACGCUACGAUGCAUUUG
Messenger RNA from Phytophthora infestans T30-4, 2479 nucleotides. RefSeq lists its product as uncharacterized. The record is from RefSeq and is a predicted model, not a curated record. Bases 1 to 2301 code for a protein of 766 amino acids. The transcript has 7 exons. Lineage: Eukaryota; Oomycota; Peronosporomycetes; Peronosporales; Peronosporaceae.